Diospyros lotus (date-plum) is the source of this 756-nucleotide messenger RNA. RefSeq lists its product as uncharacterized. The record is from RefSeq and is a predicted model, not a curated record. Bases 1 to 741 code for a protein of 246 amino acids. Lineage: Eukaryota; Viridiplantae; Streptophyta; Magnoliopsida; Ericales; Ebenaceae. The transcript is spliced from 2 exons.
AUGCAGCUGAAGAGAAUCGAAUACUUCCUCAACUGUUCCGGCCGCCGGCAUCACAAGUCUUGUCCGGUGAAUCAUCCGAUCAAAACAGCGUACAGAGCCGACGCCGGGAAAUGCCCGGAGUACUUCCGAUGGAUCCACGAAGAUCUGCGGCCAUGGAAGGAAAGUGGGAUCACAAGAGAGAUGGUAGAAAAUGCUAAAAGGGAAGCAAAUUUUAGGCUUGUGGUAGUGAACGGGAAAGUUUACAUCGACAAGUAUCGACUGGCUUAUCAAACGAGAGAUGUGUUCACGAUUUGGGGGAUUCUACAGCUUCUGAGGCUGUAUCCCGGCCGGCUGCCGGACUUGGAUCUGAUGUUCCAGUGCAACGACCAGCCGUCCAUGUUGAAGAGCGAGUACGAGGGAGAGCAUGCCACUCCGCCACCGCCAUUGUUCCAUUAUUGCCGGAACGAUUCUACCUUGGACAUCGUCUUCCCUGACUGGUCCUUCUGGGGUUGGGCUGAGAUCAACAUCCCGCCAUGGGAAACCUUGAAGAAGGAGCUGGAAGGAGGCAACCAUCUGAUAAAGUGGAAGGACAGGAAGCCCUACGCCUACUGGAAAGGCAACAUCUUCGUCGGCAAUGCCAUGAGAAGAGACCUCGCCAACUGCAAUGUCACCGACAGCCAAGACUGGAAUGCUCGGAUCUAUGACCUGGUAAUCAAGAAACGAAACCCUAGCCCUAGCUUAAUUCAUUCUCCGAAUCAUUAAUUUCUACGAAUACAA